UCGGGCGGCCGCGGGGCGGGGCGGGGCACUCAGCCGAGCCUCUCGGCCUGAGUCGGCGCUUUGCGCAGCCGGGGGUGGGCGCAGCUCUUUGGAGGCCGGCGCGCCCCUUGUACCCCAGACCAAAAGGAAACUUUGGGGUGCCCGAAGUGCGAGCUGAAGGGGUGAUCGUUGACUUUCGGUGUGCGGUCUCUAGGAGCCGCUCAAGGAAGCGAGAUGUCGAAGCCGCCUCCCAAACCAGUCAAACCAGGGCAAGUUAAAGUCUUUAGAGCUUUGUAUACCUUUGAACCCAGAACUCCAGAUGAAUUAUACUUUGAGGAAGGUGAUAUUAUCUACAUUACUGACAUGAGCGAUACCAACUGGUGGAAAGGGACCUGCAAAGGCAGAACUGGGCUAAUUCCAAGCAACUAUGUGGCCGAGCAGGCAGAAUCCAUUGACAAUCCAUUGCAUGAAGCUGCAAAAAGAGGCAACUUGAGCUGGCUGAGAGAAUGUUUGGACAACCGAGUGGGCGUUAAUGGCUUAGACAAGGCUGGAAGCACUGCCUUGUACUGGGCUUCUCACGGGGGUCACAAAGAUAUAGUGGAAGUGCUAUUUACUCAGCCAAAUAUUGAACUGAACCAACAGAACAAGUUGGGAGACACGGCUUUGCAUGCUGCUGCCUGGAAGGGUUAUGCCGACAUUGUCCAGUUACUUCUGGAAAAAGGAGCAAGAACAGAUUUAAGAAACAAUGAGAAGAAGCUGGCCUUGGACAUGGCCACCAAUGCCGCCUGUGCAUCUCUCUUGAAAAAGAAACAGGGAACAG
Castor canadensis (American beaver) is the source of this 799-nucleotide messenger RNA. RefSeq names its product osteoclast stimulating factor 1 (gene Ostf1). NCBI's taxonomy places the organism in Eukaryota, Metazoa, Chordata, Mammalia, Rodentia, Castoridae. The record is from RefSeq and is a predicted model, not a curated record. Gene Ontology annotation, biological process: signal transduction. Gene Ontology annotation, molecular function: protein binding.